This is a messenger RNA of Hemibagrus wyckioides, 1161 nucleotides long. RefSeq names its product purine nucleoside phosphorylase 4b (gene pnp4b). Gene Ontology annotation, biological process: nucleoside metabolic process. The record is from RefSeq and is a predicted model, not a curated record. Gene Ontology annotation, cellular component: cytoplasm. Gene Ontology annotation, molecular function: purine-nucleoside phosphorylase activity. The transcript has 6 exons. NCBI's taxonomy places the organism in Eukaryota, Metazoa, Chordata, Actinopteri, Siluriformes, Bagridae. Bases 72 to 962 code for a protein of 296 amino acids.
UUUUAGCUUUUUACAAGGUCCAACUCUGUCCUCUCCCCACAAUCUGACUGUCCAGUUUACAGCCUGGAAUCAUGCACAGCAAAGGAACUUCAUGUUGCUGCUCAUUUGAUGAGUGUAAGCUAGCCACAGAGUGGCUUCUGAGCAGGACUAGACACCGUCCGAAGAUAGCUGUAAUCUGUGGCUCUGGACUCAGCUUUCUUGCAGAGAGCGUCUCCAACAAGCAGGCUUUUCGGUAUGAGGACAUCCCCAAUUUCCCUGUGAGCACAGUUCCUGGCCAUGAUGGGCAGCUUGUGUUUGGUCAUAUAAAUGACAAGUCCUGUGUCUUCAUGCAGGGCAGGUUCCAUCUAUAUGAGGGUUAUUCAUUGUGCAAGGUCACAUUACCUGUGCGGAUUUUCAAGCUGAUGGGAGUGGAGAUGAUUAUAGUAACAAAUGCAUCAGGAGGCCUCUGUCAAGACUUCAAAGUGGGCGAUAUUAUGAUCAUCAAGGACCACAUUAACUUGCCAGGGUUUGCUGGACAACAUCCACUUUGUGGGCCCAAUGAUGAAAGAUUUGGGAUCAGGUUCCCAUGCAUGUCUGAUGCAUACAGUAAAGAGCUGAGGAAGCUGGCUUUGGACAUCAGUACUGAGCUGGGUUAUUCUGACUUUGUGCGGGAGGGAGUUUACUGUAUGGUCAGUGGACCCAAUUUUGAGACAGUUGCUGAAGCCCGGAUGCUGCAUAUCCUUGGAAGUGACUCCGUUGGUAUGAGCACAAUCCCAGAGGUGACUGUGGCCAAGCACUGUGGCCUGCGAGUCUUAGGCCUGUCUCUCAUUACCAACAAGGUGUCACUGGACUACAGCACUGAGGAGAAGGUCAAUCAUGAGGAGGUGCUACAGAUCAGUAAGAUGAGGGCCGAGAUGCUCCAGAAUGUGCUUAACAACUUUAUUGCCCGCUCUCACCAACUGGAGACCAUCAACAGCUGCUAGAUAUCCUUUAUAUGGACUCUGUAUGGCAGACUGAUUUUAUGCAGAUAUCCAGUUUUCCAGAGCUUGUUACAAUUUUUUACUCAAGCAGUGUAUUUUUCACUCAUCCUGUAUAAUCUGGCAAUGUUUGACGAUGAUGUUUUGAGUCAGUAUUGUCAUUGUAAAUAAAAAUGCAAUAAAUAAAUAAAUAAAUAAAUAAAGA